CUCAGCGCGCGCACCCCGGAAGCGGCGGCGGCGUCACCCGGAAGCGGCGGCGGAACCCGGAAGCGGCGGCGGACAGGAUGGACGACACGCUCUUCCAGCUGAAGUUCACAGCCAAGCAGCUGGAGAAGCUCUCCAAGAAAGCCGAGAAGGACUCCAAGGCCGAGCAGGCCAAAGUCAAAAAGGCGCUGCAGCAGAAGAACGUGGAGUGCGCGCGGGUCUAUGCCGAGAACGCCAUCCGCAAGAAGAACGAGGGGCUGAACUGGCUGCGCAUGGCCUCGCGCGUGGACGCCGUGGCCUCCAAGGUGCAGACUGCCGUCACCAUGAAGGGGGUGACGAAAAACAUGGCUCAGGUGACCAAGGCUCUGGACAAGGCCCUGAGCUCCAUGGACCUGCAGAAGGUGUCGGCAGUGAUGGACAAAUUCGAGCAGCAAGUGCAGAAUUUGGAUGUUCACACGUCGGUCAUGGAGGACUCCAUGAGCUCGGCCACCACGCUGAGCACGCCGCAGGAGCAGGUGGACAGCCUGAUCGUGCAGAUCGCCGAGGAGAACGGGCUGGAGAUCAUGGACCAGCUGAGCCAGCUGCCCGAGGGCGCCUCGGCCGUGGGGGAGAGCUCCGUGCGCUCCCAGGAGGACCAGCUGUCCCGGAGGCUGGCUGCCCUGAGGAACUGAGCUCUCCCUGCGCCUGUGGAUGGCGCUGCUGGAGCAGGACCCCCUCCUGCAGCCCCCCCACCUCGGGACUCUUCUCGGGGGGUGACAGCCCUCCCAUAAACCUGCAGCCAUCCCGGUGGGAA
Messenger RNA from Serinus canaria (Common canary), 790 nucleotides. RefSeq names its product charged multivesicular body protein 1A (gene CHMP1A). The record is from RefSeq and is a predicted model, not a curated record. Gene Ontology annotation, biological process: late endosome to vacuole transport; endosome transport via multivesicular body sorting pathway; protein transport. Bases 78 to 668 code for a protein of 196 amino acids. Gene Ontology annotation, cellular component: ESCRT III complex; multivesicular body. The transcript has 7 exons. Lineage: Eukaryota; Metazoa; Chordata; Aves; Passeriformes; Fringillidae.